AAUAUCGUGUUGGUUGUCUCGUCUCUGGAAGACUUCUGAUGGCCCUCCCGUCAUUCUUUCCCGACUUGCUAGCCGACGGAAUUGCCUAGCAACAUCGGCUGAUCACGACUUUGCCUAUCUAGGGCCAGUGCAUGGGUUGAACAUCACUCAUCAUGGCCAACACCACCGCUGAAAAGGUCAGCAAUUUGCUCGGACCUGCUCCGGCUGAUGAUGAGCAUAGCACAACCGAUCAUGAGGAGCAAAAGUGCCGCUCUUGCGCGUCUCAGGCGUAUCCCUGCGAUGGGGCAAAGCCAUGUCGGACAUGCGUUGGAAGGAAUCUAUAUUGCUCCUACCUCCAGUUCGAUGGAAUGACCAUCGAUGUCUAUAUCCCGAAAAGGAAGCAAGGCGAGAUAGGCUACGUCCCCAUUUCGGAACAAGGAGACUGUCUUCGAUGCCUAUCAGAACUUCCCAAAAGAAGGGGAGGACGGCCCUGUUCUCUCCCCGGAAACGGACCGUGUCAAAACUGCCAGGAAAACACGUUCAGAGCUCUCAAGCGGACGUUGAGGCAUUACAACCAUUGGUGCAUCGUGUACCUAGCUGGAGGGCACGUUCGGAAGCAUCUACUUUCCUCUUCUACCGAGGGGAGAAGGAGCAAUUUCUGUCCAGCUCGACGGCUUCUUGAACAACAACUCCCUAUGCUCGAGAGCAUUCCUGAGCAGCUUGAGGAUAUUGGGGCUGGUGUAACGGACCGUUCCGUCAAGAAGCAGCCCAUAGAGGGAAAAUGCAAAACCUGUGCGUCACAGAGACGCCACUGUGACGGCGAGAAACCUUGUGGGACGUGUACCAAACUGGGAAGAAGAUGUGUCCAGCAGGGAACAACGUCGGGUACUGUCAAAGGUGUCCCACUCGACCAAAAGUGUCAUAGAUGCCGCAAUCGGGAACGUGCUUGUGACGGCAAGACACCUUGCAACACAUGCAUCGCAUCGUCGACGGAACUUCGAGUCCCUUGCAGACCGCAGGGACCAGAUUCUGUACCACCAAGACAGCGGAACAGAAGGCGUGAAACGAAAGCCAGGAGGGGGAAUGAACAUCAGAGAGGAAAAUUGGGGGAGGACUGCACUACGGAGCGUCAGCAGGUCUAACCAACAUCCUAUCUAUGUAUGUAUCUAUUUCCUUCAUUCACCAAUCCCACAACACAAAUGUUGAGAAGGAAGUAUCUGGAUUAGUCAAGUCCGCAUCGU
Parathielavia appendiculata is the source of this 1220-nucleotide messenger RNA. RefSeq lists its product as uncharacterized. The transcript is spliced from 2 exons. The record is from RefSeq and is a predicted model, not a curated record. Gene Ontology annotation, biological process: regulation of DNA-templated transcription. NCBI's taxonomy places the organism in Eukaryota, Fungi, Ascomycota, Sordariomycetes, Sordariales, Chaetomiaceae. The coding region runs from base 153 to 1121 and encodes 322 amino acids. Gene Ontology annotation, molecular function: DNA-binding transcription factor activity, RNA polymerase II-specific; zinc ion binding.